GGGACCUGUAAGGGUGCAAGUCGGUAUGGUUAGGACAUUUGUGAAGAAUGAAAUGGGAGAAAAAUUCCCGGGGAAAGCUGGACUGAAGGAUGAAGAGCCGACAACAAAGAAUGUGGUGUACUUCUUCGACAAAAUGCUGACAUGCACGAGACAGGAGCUCGACAAGAAAUGGUUCAAACACCUUGCCUCGUACCUAGUUGUGAUGUGUGGUGAUGAUUUUCGGAAAGAAUUUGGGCCGAAUGGAAGGCUAACAGUUACUGGUUGGGUUUGCUUGAGCCGAAUGAUCACUUACAAGGAAGGGCUCAUGUACGGUUCAUGGAAGAUCAGGUGGCGCCAUGUCUUUGAUGUGCGCUUUGUGCUUGCCUUGAUGUACAACUCAUACAGUCUAGAUUUCGAAUUCAUGAAUACAAUGAUGAGCUUUGAGGCGCUUGGAUAUAGGCUUCAGUGGACCAAGAAGUGCCAUACCACAAUUCGUGGUCUCUCUAUGUUGUUGAUGUCGACGAGAAGACGCUACUUGUUAAGGACCCGUGCGAGACCUCAAAUGGAGAGGACGCCAUGAAACUGAAGCACGAAGAUAAUGCAAACCACAUCAUCGAGGGACUCCGUCGAUGCAUCCAUGAAAACAUUGCAGGCUGGUAUGUGCCAGGUCAAGGGUGGAGGGUGAACUACAAUGUAGGGAUGCACCCCAACAGCGAAAUGUGCGUGCGCUUCUCUGAUAAUUGCAAAACUACUUAGCAGAUGUUGUUAAAAUAAGAUUUUGAACUGGUUCAACUAAAAUUUGUGCAGCCAUGACAGCCACCUGCAUGUGGUGAACUACAUCAGGGAGUUCACGGGCCUGUACAUCUACAAUCCUCUCACACCGGUACGUGCAGUGUUCAUGAUGCUCCAUACACUAUUUUUGAAACGAGUUGUAAGAGGAAUCAUGGACAACUAGUGAUGCUGACGUAGAUUACUGCUGCCAAAUUUCAGAAUCGCCUACACUACUUCCGGCAGAUGAUUGCUUACGAGGUCAUUUCAAUGAGGGGAAACAAAGCAGAGCUACCUGAUUUUAUGCUAGAGGUGGUGCCAUUCUGAAGAAAGGAAACAAAGAAGAUUGCAAGAUGUCUGGAUUCACCAGCUCCAUCAAGUAGUAAACGCUGGACAGGGAACAUUAGCUACCAUCCCAAAGUACUUCAACCCGUGUGGUAGUGGUUCCAUCACUUUUCGGUUUGCUGCAAAAGUUUGCGAGACUAGUCCAUGAAGCGGCGCGACAUGGUGGAAAUGUUAGCUG
Triticum dicoccoides is the source of this 1270-nucleotide messenger RNA. RefSeq lists its product as uncharacterized. The transcript has 4 exons. Bases 26 to 559 code for a protein of 177 amino acids. The record is from RefSeq and is a predicted model, not a curated record. Lineage: Eukaryota; Viridiplantae; Streptophyta; Magnoliopsida; Poales; Poaceae.